GCUUUUGUUUAUAAUUACCGCUUUAACGCUUUAUUUUAAAAUAUUAAGUUAUAUAGUAAAGCUGCGAUAUGAAGUUUUCUUACAAAUUUUCGAAUUUGUUGGGCACAAUUUAUCGCAAUGGAAACUUGGUCUUCACACCAGAUGGCAAUUCGGUUAUUAGUCCAGUGGGCAACCGGAUAACCGUAUACGAUCUCAAGAACAACAAGUCGCGCACGUUGGCCCUGGAGUCCCGGUACAAUUACACAAACAUAGCCCUCUCGCCGGAUGGCAGCUUGCUGAUCGCUGUUAAUGAGCAGGGCGAUGCGCAUUUAAUCAGCAUGGUCUCCUGUACGGUUAUACAUCGGCAUAAAUUCCAAACGGGAGUGCAGUGCAUCAACUUUAGUCCUGACGGUGCCUAUUUCGCGGUCGCAAGAGAGAAUCUAGUGCUCAUAUUUUGCGCUCCUGGCGAAAUUACUGGCGAGUACAAUCCAUUUGUGCUAAAACGCAGUUUCCUUGGUGGCUACGAUGACGUCACGUGGAUGGAUUGGUCCUCAGACUCUAAGCUACUGGCCAUAGGCUCCCGUGACAGCUCCACUAAAAUAUGCGCUGUCAAUUACAUGCAAAACUUUCGCACUUACAACCUCAGCGGCCACACGGAUGCCAUAGUCUCGUGCUUUUUUGAAUCAAAUAGCUUGCACUUGAACACUCUGAGCCGGAAUGGACAACUCUGCCUGUGGGAAUGUAGCAUGGAGCCAUCGGAUUUGAUUGAAGCUGAUAAACCAGAAGCGGCACCGCCAGCUCGGAAGCGCAGGGUUCCUAAUGCGUUUAAAGGAUCCGACAGCGAGUCCGAAGAUGAUAUUGAAAACAAUGUGGAAAAGCAAACAGUCAAACAAGACUUGGAAGCUGAUCAAAACGAAGUGAAAGAUGGAAUCGUUGGAAAAACACACCCGUUCUUCUACAAAAAGCUAGGCCGGCACUACUUGGCCAACGAGCCACGCAAGGAGAAGCGCGAUGCCAUGCUAACCGCGGCCAACUACAAUCGACGAACCAAGGUUUUGGUUGUGGCCUUUAGCACAGGCGCCUUCUAUUUGUACGAGCUGCCCGACGUAAAUAUGAUACACUCGCUGAGCAUAUCCGAAUAUCCCAUUUCGGCGGCCGUCUUUAACUGCACAGGCGAUUGGGUUGCGCUGGCGUCACGCGAAAUAGGACAGCUUCUGGUGUGGGAAUGGCAGAGCGAGCAAUACAUUAUGAAGCAGCAGGGCCAUAGCAGUGAAAUGGCCUGUAUCGCCUACUCUCCAGAUGGCCAGUAUAUCGCCACUGGCGGCGAGGACUCCAAGGUGAAGCUUUGGAACACACAGAGCAGCUUCUGCUUUGUCACGUUCAGUGAGCACACGAGUGGCGUAACCGCGGUCCAGUUCAGCCGCAAUAAAAAGUUCCUGGUUAGCAGUUCGCUGGACGGCACAGUGCGUGCUUUUGACAUAAUAAGGUAUCGUAACUUUAGAACAUUUACAUCACCGACUCCCGCACAGUUCGCAUGCGUGGCAGUGGACUACUCUGGAGAGUUGGUCGUUGCAGGAGGACAAGAUGUGUUCGAGAUAUAUUUGUGGUCCAUUAAGACGGGAAAACUGCUGGAAGUUAUCAGUGGUCAUGAGGGGCCUGUGGCCUCCAUUGCUUUUUCGCCAGUCGCAACUUCUUCGACGCUCAUUUCUGGCUCUUGGGACAAAACGGUCAAGAUUUGGAAUUGCCUGGAGAGCAACAGCGAGCACGAGACAAUCGAUGCGCUUUCCGACGUGACUUGCGUUGCCUUUAGUCCCAGCGGUGAAGAGGUCGCAGUCGCUACACUUGUUGGCAACAUAAUAAUCUUUGAUGUGAAAUCUGCAACCCAAGUGAGCACAAUUGAGGGACGCAAUGAUCUAAGCAGCGGCCGAUUGGAAACUGAUAUUGUAACUGCCAAAAAAAAUGCAGAGUCGAACUACUUCUCAACAAUAGAGUAUUCGGCGGAUGGGGAAUGUAUUCUGGCAGCCGGUAAAUCCGCCAAUAUUUGUAUAUAUCAUGUGCGUGAGGCUAUGUUGCUCAAGAAGUUCGAAAUAACUCAGAACCACAGCUUAGACGGUUUAAAUGAGUUCAUCAGCCGGAAGCAUCUCAGCGAGUUUGGUAACAUGGCGUUGGUUGAAGAGCGCGAGGAACUAGAGGGAGGCAAAGUGGCGAUUCGUUUGCCUGGAGUCCGGAAAGGUGAUAUGUCCGCACGACGCUUUCAGCCAGAAGUGAGGGUUUUCUCUGUCCGCUUCUCCCCCACGGGGCAAGCGUUUGCCGCCGCAGGCACCGAAGGACUUUGCAUAUAUGCGCUAGACAAGGGUGUGGUUUUCGAUCCGUUUGAUUUGACGUUGGAAGUGACACCUAAAGCGACACACGAGGCGCUAAAGAACAAGGAGUUCACAAAGGCGCUCGUUAUGUCCUUGAAACUGAACGAGCCCAAUUUGGUGACCUUAGUGCUAGAGCGCGUGCCGCAUAGGGACAUUGAGCUUAUUUGCGCGGAUCUAUCCCCCGACUACGCCCAGCGUUUGCUGCAACAGCUCGCACGCCUCUUGCAGUCCUCGCCCCACAUUGAGUUCUAUUUGCAGUGGUCCUGUUGCUUGCUAACUACCCAUGGCUAUCAUGACGGUGUCUUUCAGCAUACAGCUUUGCUUGCGUUACACGAGAGUAUUUCCCGAAAAUAUGAAAUGCUUAACAAAAUAUGCGACUACAACAAAUACACGAUACGGGUGCUCCUGGAGAGGUCGGAGAAUCUGAAAGCCCGCGAAGAUCAAGCCGAAACAACCAAUGAGGACAGUGAUAAUGAAAUGUUGUUGAUAAGACGUCCAGGGGAUGAAGAUUUGGAAUGUCAGUUUAGCGAAGGGAGCGAAGAAGAUAGCGACGGGCCUGAUGCGGAGGACAACGACGAUUCAUAAUGUAUAGUUCAUAGUGUUGUUGUUAUAUAGACC
Drosophila novamexicana is the source of this 2960-nucleotide messenger RNA. Its product is annotated as periodic tryptophan protein 2 homolog. Gene Ontology annotation, molecular function: protein binding. Gene Ontology annotation, biological process: maturation of SSU-rRNA from tricistronic rRNA transcript (SSU-rRNA, 5.8S rRNA, LSU-rRNA); ribosomal small subunit assembly. The record is from RefSeq and is a predicted model, not a curated record. Lineage: Eukaryota; Metazoa; Arthropoda; Insecta; Diptera; Drosophilidae. The transcript is spliced from 10 exons. Gene Ontology annotation, cellular component: Pwp2p-containing subcomplex of 90S preribosome; small-subunit processome. The coding region runs from base 69 to 2927 and encodes 952 amino acids.